This is a messenger RNA of Neospora caninum, 1383 nucleotides long. RefSeq lists its product as uncharacterized. Bases 1 to 1383 code for a protein of 460 amino acids. The record is from RefSeq and is a predicted model, not a curated record. The transcript has a single exon. Lineage: Eukaryota; Apicomplexa; Conoidasida; Eucoccidiorida; Sarcocystidae.
AUGAAGAGAAGGCGGCGUCCACCAGUUUCUUCUCCGUACUCUCCGUCCUGUUCUUCGCCAGUUCGUCGCUCUUCUGGCUCUUCUGCAGCAUGUUCCUGCUCGCCUGCCGACUGCUCGGGGGACAUCGGGACUAACGCGAGGCCAAGUAGCACACCCGCGUGUGAGCAGACGCUGCGGAAAUGGCUCGUCGAUUCUCACUUUUUCCCAUUCGUUCUUCUUUUUCUCGGUCUCUUUCCUGCAUUUUUCGCUCUCUUUGACACCCGAAACACAGGCUAUAUGUUCGUGAGAGCGGAGCUGCCGGAUGGAGCCGAAACGGCCUCGGCGGAUCCCGCCUCCGCUCCUCCGUUUCCUCUCUCCUCUUCCCUUCCGCGAGUGGCUGUCGUCCACCUUCCUUCAGGUCAAACGGUGCAUGCAUCGGCAGAGAGCCGACUCGACGGGGAGGGUUCACACCGCGUGUUGUCCACGCGAGUAGAUAUUCUGUCGCGUGCGCAGAAAGCGAGAUGUGGAGGAAAUCUGGGGCAGGGGGGACAGAGCCAUGAGAGUCCAUGCUCUUCGAGUUCUCUACAGACCGGGAAACAGAGCGAAGGCGAGGCAGAAAGGCCAGUUCUCGCCUGCAACGUCGAGUGUACGUACACUCUGGAGAACAUUGCCUUUGUGGACCCAGACCAAACAUGGGAACUGGGGAUCGGCCCCACACAGCAGGCCUCGCCUUCCUCCUCUUCGGCUUGUCUAUUGUCUGCUGCGGAGUGCGAGGCUCCACGGAUCUCGACUCAAGUCCUCGAUGAUUUCGUCGACAUUGAACUCCCGGUCUUCUCCCCGCAGCUGUCCCCCUACACUCAGACGCGGCAGAAAACGCUGUCGCCGUUGAUUCUCAGGAAGGCGCCUGGCCUCCGUUCUUCCGCAUGUCCUUCCUCGCUCGCAAACGGGCUCUGUGGCGAGAAGCGGGAUGGCGAGACAAAAGGCCGCUCUUUGUCGGACGAGACGGGAGAGAUCUACGCAGGCUGCGUCACCCUCCAUCUCCCUUUCCAUCUCCGCUAUGAUGCCGCAUGCACGAGCUGUGGGGGGCUCACAAAGCAUUUCCUCUCGCCUCCAGUCGUUCGCGUCGACUGCCGAGAAGGGCGAGGGGGAGACAAGGGAGGAGUCGAAAAUAAAGCAUCAGAGAGAAAAGAGGAGAGGCAGCGUGCGGCAGGUGUGGUGUGUGAUAAGGAGGCCUGCGUCGCCACUCUUGUCGUUGGCGCCUACCCCGCGAACGGCCGCCUCCAAGGGAGGGAGAGGGAGAGAAGGAGAGAACAAGCGAGGGCCAUGUUUUCCCCAGAACACUGCACCAGGAGCUGCGAGACGACAGGCACUCCUCGAGGGGAAGCAGACGAGGAACGCCAAUGA